AUGGCGAACCCUGAAACUACAACUGACAAAUCACCGGCUUCACCAACACGGCGGAAAUUACCUAAGACUCCGGAGCAAAUUGCUCGAGAAAAACUGGUUAGUGGACGUGUCCAAAUCCAAGUUUGGUAUCACAGUGAACGCAGUGAAUUGGCCGUAUCCUUGAUGGCAGCCGAUGAUUUGGCAUUACGUGAUGAAGCCUACGGGCAUGGAAAUUUGCCAGAAGCCUAUGCAAAAGUUCGAAUUUUACCAAAAUGCGGCGAUGGUUCGGUCCAACAAACCGAAGUCAGUCCACCGACCCAGAACCCCAUAUGGAAUGCAACGCUAUCGUUUGCUCACGUUAAAGCCGAACACCUCAUGGAUCGUUACAUUGAUAUACAACUGUGGGAUCUGGUACCCCACACUGAGUCCAUAUUCUUGGGCGAGUGCAAUAUUGAGUUGCAACAGGUAUUUCUGGACGAUCGUGCCAUUUGGUGUCGUCUCGAAGAUCCAAAAGGUUUGCGCGGCAUUAGCAUGUCGAAAUCGCCCAGUGUAUCACCGCGCGGCUCCAUCGCUGCGGGCGGUCCCGGCGGCGAUGUCUCACGUCUGCUGCGCCGAGAUUACAAUAUGCAACGUUCCAUUUCGGAUGAUGUGGAUUCGAUUGGUGAGUGUACGUCGCUGUUGCAUCCGGAUCAUGCCUGGAUUGCCGGCUCGCGACGUGGUUCAUCGCAAUCGGAGACACUGGAAGUGGAAGUCUAUCAGUUGGGCAAAGAUUUUUCGAGAUCAUUGCCUGGAUCUCGACGCUCAUCAUUUCAGGAUGCUGACAAGAAUCGAGAAGAUGAUAUGGCUCCACCUCCUGCCACCUAUUUGGUGGGUCGUCGUCGGUCGUCGGUGGCACGCCGUGACCCCGAGGAGAUAUUGAAAUCGUUGAAGGCCGUCGGCCGGGCCAUGAGUUUAGGUACCGAACAGACGGUCAAACGUAUGGGCUCAAGACGCACAAGUCGUGUUGGUCUUCCCAGCAAUCCGAGUAGUCGCAAAAGUUCCGUUUUCGAUUUGUCACAACAACAGCAGCAGCAACAAUUGCCCAUGGGUUUGGGCAACGCGGCGACAAGUCCACCCUCCGACGAUGAGUCCAAGACAAACUUUCCACCCCGUUGGAAGGGCAGCGGUGGAAAUAUGUUACCGGCAACUCCGAAACAAGCCCUCUCCAUGCUUAAGCAAGCCUCAUCGGCCACAAAUGUUUCCGAAAGACAAUACUAUUUGGGAUCACAACUCACCGACAGUCCACAGAAUAUGCGCAAGGGCAGUGUUUACAAUUUGAGACCCGACGACAGUCCACAACGCAAAUCGAGUAUUUAUGCCAUGAAUGCGGGCGAGACGCUAGCACCACGACAGCAGCGUAAGGGCAGCAUGUAUGUGGCAUCGUCAAGCAGCGGUACGGGAACUGCCCCAAAUGCCGGUUCAAGUCUAAUGGUACAUGAACCGCUACGCAAGAAUAUUAUAAUGGCUCCGUCCACACCCGACAGCCCGUCCAUGUCCCGCAAAUCGAGUGUUGUUCCCUCAAAUUCUAGUGCAAAAUCCUACAAGAGCCUGUCGGAUUCGUCGAGUAAUUUAUCGACAACGGUUUCUUCAUCGCUCAGCGCCACAUCGACCAGUUAUGGUCUACAAUUGGGACCCGGACAAAUUCACCCGAAAGGUUAUCGUCUCACAAUGGAACGUCAUGGUGAACUGAGGAUGGGCUUUAGCAAGGUUAAGGGUUACGUAGAAGUCGAGUUAAUUUGUGCCCGAAAAAUAGUACCCGUGGACUGUGAAACACCACCCGAUACGUAUGUAAAAUGCUACAUCAAGGACGGGGAUCGUUUGCGGCACAAAAAGAAAACUCGAGUGGUAAGGCAUUCAGCGGAACCCAUUUACAAGCAGACAAUUAAAUAUCAGUGUUCGGAUGUAUUCGGUCGUAAUAUUGUCAUUAUGGUGUGGCAGCGCUGUGUUGGCUUCGAACACAAUCAAGGCCUCGGUGGCACCGAAGUCAAUCUGGAUAAACUGAAUAUGGACGAACAUGUCAACGGCUGGUAUCCGUUGUUUCCGAUGCACUCAUUUGGCGGUUCAGAUUCGGAUAAUUCUCCUUGACCGAUCACGCCCAAUCAUCAAUAUAAUUCAUGCGACAGCAUAACUGGCACCGGUCUCUUCAGCAAUCAAAUGGCGGCAGCAACUUUGAAAGCUGUUACCACACCAUUGCGAUUGACAGAGGAUACAUCGCCGACAGAAUCGGCUCCAACAAAGAAACAUUUAAUGGUAACCGCAACACCAUCUCCAACCACAACAACAGCCGGAGCUGCAACAGCAACAAUUAUUGCAACAACACCAAUAGAAUAUAAGACACCGGAAAAGACGGACAUUGUCCGGGAUUUGUUGGUAUUUUUUAAGAAACUCUUUAAAUGUAAG
Molecule: messenger RNA, 2418 nt
Organism: Musca domestica (house fly)
Lineage: Eukaryota; Metazoa; Arthropoda; Insecta; Diptera; Muscidae
Product: regulating synaptic membrane exocytosis protein 1-like
Exons: 7
Coding region: 1-2103 (700 amino acids)
Biological process (GO): calcium ion-regulated exocytosis of neurotransmitter; regulation of membrane potential; positive regulation of synaptic transmission
Cellular component (GO): cytoskeleton of presynaptic active zone; presynaptic membrane
Molecular function (GO): transmembrane transporter binding; small GTPase binding
Source: RefSeq, a predicted model, not a curated record